Molecule: messenger RNA, 1215 nt
Organism: Mercenaria mercenaria
Lineage: Eukaryota; Metazoa; Mollusca; Bivalvia; Venerida; Veneridae
Exons: 2
Coding region: 1-1215 (404 amino acids)
Biological process (GO): proteolysis
Molecular function (GO): aspartic-type endopeptidase activity
Source: RefSeq, a predicted model, not a curated record
AUGAAAGAAAGUAAAAGACCUGAAAUUCAGCAAAAUUUAGUUGACACUGUAGAAAUUUCAAGUUCAAAAGAAGAAUCUAUAUCUUCACCUCAUUCAAUACAAGAUUCAGAAACAAAAGAAAACGUUAGUAAUAAAACGCAGACAGAAGCUUCUAGGAUAGGUCAACUUGGAAAUCAGGGUUCAAAAUUUGAUAACGGACUUUUUGUCAACGGUUACAUAGACAAUACUCCUGUAGACUUUCUCAUUGACAGUGGAUCAACAGCUACAUUAAUUUCAAAAUCAGUUUUUGACAAAUUAGGCAAUCAAACUUUACAAGUAGGAAGCACUCAGAUACAGGGUGUAGACGGUUCUCAGAUAAAGGUGUUUGGACGUGACAACUUUGUCAUAAGAUUAGGAGAUGUGUCUAUUGAACAUAAAGUUAUUGUUUGUGACAUGGCUAUGGACGGAAUCAUAGGCCAAGACUACAUACUUAAGCAUGUUAAGUAUUGGGAUCUGGACAAUCUCCAACUGAAACUGAGGUCAGGUCAAAGCAUCCAAUGUAUCACGAAGGGCGAAGCAGAACGCGUUUGUAGAAUCAUUGUCAGUGAGAAGGUAGAACUGCCACCUAAUUCAUACAGCUACAUUAAGUUUGUAAGUCUCAUCGAAGGCGUUGUAGACCCACAUGCAAAUGAAAUCGGUGUAGGUGUUAUCAACACAGAUGAUGAACCUACAGUAUUAAACCCAGGUUUAGGUCUUGGUUUCUGCAAAUCGUCCUAUGAAGAAUGCGAAGAUGAAGUAAUUAGCUGUGCUAACAUCAACGAGGGUAGUCCAGUAGAUAGUAAAAAUGCAGUCGUUCCUGAACACUUAACAGAACUGUUUAAGAAAAGUUCAAUUCAUUUAAAACAGGACGAAAAAUUCCACCUUGCCUCACUCCUGAACAAAUACGAAAAUAUUUUUGUUACAUCAAGUGACGAACUAGGUUGUACUGACAGAGUAAAACACAAGAUAUACACAGGCGAUGCUCAUCCAGUGAAGCAAGCUCCUAGACGUCAACCAAUAGGUAAAAGGUCGAGUGAGAAAGAAGAGGUAAUUCGUAUGUUGAAGAAAGGUAUAAUCGAACCGUCGAAUAGUGAAUGGUCGUCGCCAGUGGUUUUAAUCACCAAGAAAGAUGGUUCUACUCGUUUCUGUGUGGACUAUCGGAAGUUAAACGCUGUUACAAAGGUCGAUGCUUAUUAA